Molecule: messenger RNA, 1101 nt
Organism: Manihot esculenta (cassava)
Lineage: Eukaryota; Viridiplantae; Streptophyta; Magnoliopsida; Malpighiales; Euphorbiaceae
Exons: 6
Coding region: 277-726 (149 amino acids)
Source: RefSeq, a predicted model, not a curated record
CGUUUCUCUCUACACAAACAACAAACAGUCCCGUAUUAACGUGUCUCUUUCUCUUUUUCUUUCUCUCUCUUUCUGUUUCCUUUUCCCUCCUCCUCCUCCUCCUCCUCCUCCUUCAAUUUAUUUCAUUAUUGAGCUCUGUUUGUUUCUUGGCCAGAACUUAUCAGUUAUCGCUUUCUAUAAAAAAAAAUCUCUUUAACGGGUUGGUGUUGGUAUUUGAACACACAUACAAUUUUCUGUUUAUUAAGAGAAAUAGAGAGGUUUAAGGAAGGGUGAGAAAUGGAGGGAAAGAAGCGGGUGGCUUCAUCUUCUUCCUUCACUUCUGAACUUUUUGGCUUCAAGGAUUCUACGUCUUCUGCUGGGAUUUUUAGCUCUAUAUUUGCGCCUCCUUCUAAGGUAUUGGGGAGAGGGUUACUGCGAUAUGAAGUCAUGGGAAAGAAGCAGGAUUCUGCAAAUGAAGCUUGGAAUACCAAACCUGGAGCUCCAGAUGCCACUUCUAAAAGCAAUCAGGGUGAAGGACAGAACAUGCCAAAUAGAGAUACAAGUUCCAUCUAUCAGGAACAAAGAGUACAACCAUGCCAUCUCAGUUCAUCAAUCUACUACGGUGGUCAAGACAUAUAUCAUACCCAGAGCUCUAGCAUGACCUCAACGUUCAAGAAAGAUGGGACUGAAGAUGACUCUGGGAGUGCUUCACGAGGAAAUUGGUGGAAGGGGUCUCUCUAUUACUAAGAUCUCACCUGCCGUCAUAUUUACUUCCUAGGUAAAGGGACAAAACAAGGCAGCACCUCAGUUUAGCUUUUGUUAUAUGGAUGACGUGAGCAGUCAGACGAUAGCAGACGGGUGGUUUACCUUUAGCUAAAGAUAUACUAGUAUGAAAAUUAUCAUUCCAGUUUUUCUUUUUCCUUGUAACAUAAUGUUUGGUUUAGGAGCUUAAACUGGCGGAUAUUUUAUAUAUGCUCCUUCUUCUCACCCUUAAUCUAUCUUAAAACUGUAAAUAUGAACUACUUGAAAUAUUUCAUAGUCUUGUUCUUUCUGGCCCCAAACUUCCCCUUUGUAGUUAACUGUAAGGUUUGUUGGAAAUUCAAAUGCUUAAAUUUUCUUGGA